Molecule: messenger RNA, 1382 nt
Organism: Bombyx mandarina (wild silkworm)
Lineage: Eukaryota; Metazoa; Arthropoda; Insecta; Lepidoptera; Bombycidae
Gene: NGR-A7
Product: neuropeptide receptor A7
Biological process (GO): G protein-coupled receptor signaling pathway
Cellular component (GO): plasma membrane; neuron projection
Molecular function (GO): neuropeptide binding; neuropeptide Y receptor activity
Source: RefSeq, a predicted model, not a curated record
AAAUAAAUCGUUGCCUAGACUUUAGAACGGCGGGGAUACCGGCAAGAACAAUGAACGAAACAAUUGUAAAUUAUACCGAUUUGAACGUCAGCAAUAUAUCGGAAAAAAUUACAAAUGCGACAGCGAACGGUGUUCCUCCUUUUCAAGCGAAUAGUCACGAAAAUAUAAUCGAUAACAAAUGGGUGCAAGCUAUGUUCUGCGUUAUUUACACCAUCAUAUUCGUUUUGGGUCUUCUUGGAAAUAUAUUAGUAUGUUUUGUUGUCAUCAGAAACAAGGCGAUGCAGACGGUUACGAAUCUUUUCAUUAGUAAUUUGGCUUUAUCCGACAUUUUGUUAUGUAUAUUCGCGAUUCCCUUUACUCCCCUUUACACGUUCCGAGGCACUUGGAGUUGGGGCUCUUUGUUAUGUCACAUUAUGCCUUUCGCACAGGGAUGCAGUGUAUACAUAUCCACGUUGACGCUUAUGUCGAUAGCAAUCGAUAGAUUCUUCGUCAUUAUAUACCCUUUUAGGCCACGUAUGAAAAUCGAGACUUGCAUUACGGUAAUUAUUAUGAUAUGGACUUUCUCCAUUACCGUUACGACGCCCUACGCUAUUUUUAUGACCUACUACGACUUCAAGUUCGGAAAAUUUUGUGAGGAAACCUGGCCGUCGGAGAGACUGCGCCGCAUAUUUGGCUCGGUCACGUCGGUUAUGCAAUUCGUUCUACCGUUCAUUGUGAUAGCGGUCUGUUAUAUUUGCGUCAGCUUCAAAUUGAACGAUAGGGCUAAAGCGAAGGCUGCUAGCAAAAAUUCGAGGAAAGAGGAACUCGAUAAAAACAGGAAACGGAGAACGAACCAAAUGCUGAUCGCCAUGGUAACGAUUUUCGGGCUAUCGUGGCUACCUUUGAACAUAAUCAACUUAUGUAACGAUUAUUACAUGUACGCGAUACAUCUGAAGUAUUACUUUUUGAUUUUUUUCGUCGCACAUGUAAUAGCCAUGUCGUCGACCUGCUACAAUCCUUUUAUAUACGCGUGGAUGAACGAGAAUUUUCGAAAGGAAUUCAAGCAAUUGAUUCCGUGUAUCGAUUCUUCGGCGCAGACGAGAGGAAACAUUCAGAUGGAACAGCUCGGGGCUGGUCCCGAAAAGACUUUUAACGGGAACACAACGACUGACAGUUAUUUAGGAUCCAGCUCGCAAAGGGCGACAUCGUUCAGACACAAAAGAAAGCCGAGUGCCGCGGCGGAUGUCGAGAAAAGUGGCGUCGAACUGAAUGAAGAUUUAUUGACAGUUGACGUGAAGCAUUGUCACAUUUCAACGAGCUACAAUCUAAGGAGGGAAUCAGUUAAAUUGCGUCUCAUCAACGAGGAGUCGUUCGACGGGACGCCGUCUCAAAGUCAAUUCUAA